Messenger RNA from Austrofundulus limnaeus, 2354 nucleotides. It is a transcript of the gene wasf2, whose product is annotated as WASP family member 2. The record is from RefSeq and is a predicted model, not a curated record. Gene Ontology annotation, biological process: positive regulation of Arp2/3 complex-mediated actin nucleation; actin cytoskeleton organization. Bases 242 to 1702 code for a protein of 486 amino acids. Gene Ontology annotation, cellular component: SCAR complex; cytoskeleton; lamellipodium. Lineage: Eukaryota; Metazoa; Chordata; Actinopteri; Cyprinodontiformes; Rivulidae. The transcript has 10 exons. Gene Ontology annotation, molecular function: Arp2/3 complex binding; protein kinase A regulatory subunit binding; actin binding.
GGCAGCGGAGAGUGACAGCUGCGGCAGCCAAUCAACUUCGAGGAACUCGAUCUCGCGGCCAAUCAGAAGUUCGGAGACCCGGGACCGUCGCGGGUCUGUUCGGUUCGAGCUCCUUCAGUGAGACUACYCCGCUCAACGUUUUCAUGAGGAAAUCUUAAGACACAUCAAACAGCGGGGAUUGUAGAGAGACUGCGACUUCGAGUUUUAACGGGUCGGGCCGCCCUAACCGCCACACCUCACCAUGCCUUUGGUGACGAGGAACAUCGAGCCACGGCACAUGUGCCGCCAGACCAUCCCCUCCAACAUCCGCAGUGAGCUGGAGUGUGUGACCAACAUCAGCCUGGCCAACAUUAUCCGGCAGCUCGGCAGCCUCAGCAAAUUUGCAGAAGAUGUGUUUGGGGAGCUGUUUGUGGAAGCUGGGGCAUUUGCCAUGAGAGUCAACUCGCUGGGGGAGAGAGUUGAUCGUCUGCARGUUAAAGUCACCCAGCUGGACCCCAAAGAAGAAGAAGUUUCUCUGCAGGCCAUCACUUCCCGUAAGGCCUUCCGCAGCAGUCUGACCCAGGACCAGCAGCUGUUCACCAGACCCUCUCUGCCGGUGCCUGUGCAGGAUACCUACGAGACCUGCAAUCCUCCUCCACCUCUCAACCAGCUCAGCCAGUACCGGGAGGAUGGGAAGGAGGCCCUGAAGUUUUACACCGAUCCCUCCUACUUCUUUGACCUGUGGAAGGAGAAGAUGCUGCAGGACACCAAGGACAUCAUGAAGGAGAGGCGCAAGCACAGAAAGGAGAAGAAGGACCAUCUGAACCCACGGACGGUUAACGUUCGUAAGAUCAAGACCAGAAAGGACGAGUGGGAACGCCGUAAGAUGGGCGAGGAGUUUGUCGUGGCAAAGAAUGACACAAACUCUGAGGGUCUGAACGGCAGUAUCGGAUCAGGGGAUGGCUUUAAUUCUGAAGCUCUUGAUACGAGUACCAACUCCUACUCUUAUGAUCCCAGCUCCCCUAUGUCUCCGACCAGUCCUGAUGACUUCCUGCCUCCUCCACCCCCAGACACGGGGUAUAACGAUGGACAGUAUGGAGUACCGGCACCGAAGCGCAGCAGCAUGAUGAGUCCGACCCACCCUCCUCCGGCUCCCCCCAUCGCCUCCUCACCACCCCGUCCAGGUCUCGCUCCUCCCCCCGCACCUCCUCCCCCUCCACCACCCUCCGGUUUCGGGGAGCCCCCACCUCCACCUAGCUUUGGUGCCCCGCCGCCUCCACCGCCUCCUUCCUCUGGCAUGUCAUAUCCCUCUCCCCCUGCUCCCCCUCCUCCACCCGAUAUGUCUGCAGCCGUCCCCCCGCCGCCUCCCAUCGCUUCGGGUGGCGGGCCGCCGCCGCCUCCUCCACCUCCUCCGCCCCCAGGGCCACCACCUCCUCCUUCUUUUGACAAUCCCAGCGCCCCACCUCCUCCCCCCAGUGGUGGAGUGGCACCCAGCUCUGCUCCCAAACCUCAACCAGCUCCACCCAGCGAUGGUCGCAGUGACCUCCUGCAGGCCAUUCGGCAAGGUUUCAACCUGCGUAAGGUGGAAGCACAACGGGAGCAGGAGAAGAGCGAUCACUUUGGCAACGACGUGGCCGCCAUCUUGUCUCGUCGUAUCGCCGUGGAGUGCAGCGACAGCGAGGACGACUCCUCGGAGUUUGACGACGACGACUGGUCCGAGUGAUCGCCCUCUGUUUUCAUCGUCACUACUACCAUCCUCCCUUAGUCUUUAUCAACAUCUGCGCGUUACAAAGCACAGGUAGUACGAAGAGUAUUGUAGUGUUUUGAGAUCACAUUCCUCGACCAGUUUAUUUCCAUUUAUUCAAACUUACUCAUCGGGUGCAAAGGUCCAAAGAAUGAGUGUCUGCUUCUUGUUUACCUUCACUUUUCUGGGCAACACACAGCUGUUGAUCUAACAGUAUUAUAUGUGAUGUGGUGCCUUUUUAUCUAUCGAGCAUCUGCUUCAACACAUCGACUCCAUCUUUGUUUUAGUGCCUGGGAUCAGAAGGUGUCGCGCUUUAGGCCAAACUAAAAGAUUAUGUAAUCAAUUCAAAGUUUACAUUUUAAUUGUAAUUACCAAAGUUAAUUAUAUCACUUGUUCUGAGGUCCUCUAGUUUGUCUUUUCUUUUCUUAACUUGUUGUGGUGCCCAUAGGAACAAAUUAUUUGUCAUAGCUCAUUAAUAAGCUGUUAAAUUAAUGAUUCAUUAUAAUAGAAGAGGUGCUGAUUUAAAUCUGACACCAAAAAUGUUCAAGAAUGCCACGAUGCUGAACUUAUGCAAACAUUUUCCCUUAAUUCUAAAUAUUUUCUAAUAUAUUUUAGCCAUGUUGUGAUUUUU